Molecule: messenger RNA, 1346 nt
Organism: Balearica regulorum gibbericeps (East African grey crowned-crane)
Lineage: Eukaryota; Metazoa; Chordata; Aves; Gruiformes; Gruidae
Source: RefSeq, a predicted model, not a curated record
GCUUCCUAUUUGGCAUGUCUUUUGUAAAGACAGUCUGUCUUCGGCAGUGCAAUGUGCUUCAGCUGAUGCUUGUGCCCUGGCAAAUGAUGACGAAAAUGUCCAGGAAAAGGGGGAAGAGGCUGGUCCUAGACUGGAGUCUGAGCAUGCAGGCGCAAGUACACGGAGUUACUCUACAGAAGAGCUACUUGAUGACUUUACAAAAUCUGUCCAGACUGCAGAACUGAGUGAAGCAAGCCAGCCUGAAGUUGAGACUCCCUCUUCAGUAGAUUUAAAUGAAGCUUCAUCUAGCAUAGUUGCAAGCACUGAAAACAUUUCCAGUUCACCUACCUCAGAGAUACCUCCAGUCUCGCAGCCCGACCUUGCAGGUCAACAUAUAGAGAAUAUAUCAUCUUCACACGGCAAGGGAAAGAAGACAAAAUCUGAGUUUGAGUCGAAAGUUUCAGCAGCUGAAAAGGGGGCAGAUGAGCAAAAAUCGGCUCUGAAUGCCUCAGAGAACUUAAAAAGGGAGAAAGACUAUAAGAAAACUGGAGAAAUUGACCCUACGUCGGUGAUAACCCCAAAGGACCCUGGAGACAUUCCAACGUUUGAUGAAUGGAAGAAGAAAGUCAUGGAAGUAGAGAAAGAAAAGAGUCAGUCAAUGCACCCUUCUGCUGUUGGUGGGCAGCAUUCCACAAAAAAAGUCCAGAAAAAUAGAAAUAACUAUGCCUCUGUAGAGUGUGGUGCCAAAAUUCUGGCAGCAAAUCCAGAGGCAAAGAGCACUUCAGCUAUUUUGAUGGAAAACAUGGAUCUUUAUAUGCUAAAUCCUUGCAGUACUAAAAUCUGGUUUGUUAUUGAGCUCUGUGAACCAGUCCAAGUAAAGCAGCUUGACAUUGCAAAUCACGAAUUAUUCUCUUCCACUCCUAAAGACUUUCUGGUGUCUAUCAGUGACAGGUAUCCAACAAACAAAUGGAUUAAAUUAGGUACUUUCCAUGCCAGAGAUGAGAGAAAUGUCCAAAGCUUCCCUCUGGAUGAACAGAUGUAUGCAAAAUAUGUUAAGAUGUUCAUCAAGUACAUAAAGGUGGAGUUGAUAUCACACUUUGGAUCGGAACAUUUUUGUCCUUUAAGUCUUAUAAGGGUAUUUGGUACUAGCAUGGUCGAAGAGUAUGAAGAAAUAGCUGAUUCUCAGUAUCAGUCUGAACGACAGGAACUCUUUGAUGAAGAUUAUGAUUAUCUAUUGGAUUAUAAUACAGGAGAAGAAAAAUCUUCAAAAAAUCUCCUUGGUUCUGCUACAAAUGCUAUCUUAAGUAUGGUGAAUAUUGCUGCUAAUAUGCUUGGAGCCAAAACUGUUGAGUCGUCUGAAGGUGAAG